UCACACCAUGCCAUGCAUGAUCCGAACCAAAUCUUCAAGCAAACCAACGAUGGCUUCCAUCCACGCCCCAGGCCGGAGAUCCCCAUAUAUAUACCCCUCGCAAGACGUCGAGACGAUCACCAUCCAAGUGCAGCGCAUAGACACAGAGAGAAUUCAGAGAAGCGUGAAGUGCAGCAGCAAGAGAUGGAGUUCAAGGGGAGGUGCCUCUGCUUCCUUGCGAUGCUUCUUGUGGUGGCCGGCCGGCUGGGGACGGCGCGCGGCGCCGGGGAGUGCGGCCGCGUCCCCGUGGACAGGACGGCGCUGAAGCUGGCCCCGUGCGCGGCGGCCACGCAGAACCCGCGCGCCGCGGUGCCGCCCAGCUGCUGUGCCCAGGUGCGCGGCAUCGGCCGCAACCCGAAGUGCCUCUGCGCCGUCAUGCUGUCCAACACCGCGCGCCAGGCCGGCGUCAAGCCCGCCGUGGCCAUGACCAUCCCCAAGCGCUGCGCCAUCGCCAACCGCCCCAUCGGUUACAAAUGCGGCCCGUACACCCUGCCAUGAGGAGGCGGAGCGAAGGUGAUGGGACUGGAAGGGAAAGGGCUCUUAAACUCUCACUGCCGUCCAACAGGAGUAUAAACCUGCUGUAACAGGCUGUGAUCUUUGUUUGUCAUGUGCAAACUUUUUCUUGUACCUUCUUCUGAAUAAUAAUGGAUAACGCCUAUGUUGGAAUAAAA
Brachypodium distachyon (stiff brome) is the source of this 710-nucleotide messenger RNA. RefSeq lists its product as uncharacterized. Lineage: Eukaryota; Viridiplantae; Streptophyta; Magnoliopsida; Poales; Poaceae. The transcript has 2 exons. Gene Ontology annotation, biological process: systemic acquired resistance. Bases 13 to 537 code for a protein of 174 amino acids. The record is from RefSeq and is a predicted model, not a curated record. Gene Ontology annotation, molecular function: fatty acid binding.